ACUAGAAGAUUACGAGAUACAUGACGGUAUGAAUCUGGAGCUGUAUUAUCAGUAAUAAUAUCAAGUGAACUAAGUGAUAAAGUUGUAAACAAAGAAAACAAUAAUCAAUCAGAUUUUCUUUCUCUCCUUUCAAUCCAUUUUCAGAAUAUUUGGUUUUAAAUCUGAACUAGUAAAUAGAGAAGGUGAACUUAAAACAAAUCCUUAACUGUGAGUUGACGUUGAUCCUAAGUUGAUUUAAGCUUAACUUAACUUAACUAGCUGAGCUUUAGUUUAUCAAGUUCCGUCUGCUUAAAGUAAACCUCAAGUGAAAAGUUAAAAUUCUGGUGAAUUCCUCUCAUUUGUUUGGAUGAAAAUAGAACUUGGAGUUGGAAACUGGUUGAUCCAGAACUGAACCUUGAAAUCCUGGUAAUCUUAAACUUUGAGCUAAAGCCUGCUAAUCUUGAACCCUGGAGAAUGGUUUUCUCUGGUUUGGUUGAACUGUGUCUCCGAGUAGUGGUUGGAGCUCAGAAACUACAUGAUCCUCAAUCCUUUAAAUAUCUACCCCGCCAUCUUAAGGACUAUAUUCGUGAAGUUGUGUUAAAAAGAUACAGUGUUACUCCCGCUAUUUUAGAAUCAUUAUUGCAUAACAGUGUUCGUGAGAUCAACAUGGAGAAUCAAGAAGAAUUAACCAAUGAACUUGUGACUAUGCUAGCCCAAAUUAAAACAUUCAGGAAAAUUAACUUUAACCGGAUUGCCCAUAUUGAUAAAAGAACUCACCCCUCUAUGCUUGAGAACCCUGAACCAAUCCCCUCGACUGUGUCUGCAGAGAGUCUUAUUCGGUUAAUAUCAGGACAAAGAUAUCUCACCUCUCUCUUUCUCAGAGGUUUGUCUGGUUUGAGUGUUGAGCUGUUUACCUGUAUAUCCAGUAGCUGUCUUCACCUGGCAAAUAUUGAUGUUGGACACUGCCCUGGUCUUGAAGACCAGCAUGUUCUUCAGCUUAGGGACUCUUGUAGGAUUGAAUCCUUGAGUUUGGCAGGACUAGAUAUAACAGAUAGUGCACUUCAUGAGUUAGCUAGGAGUGGGAGUAAGGAUACUAUAAAAGAACUGAGAAUAGAUGGAUGUAAGCACAUUACAGAUCUGGGUAUUCAGUUUCUUCUUGAUGGACUCGGUGCUCUUGAGAUUCUCAUAUUUCAUGGUUGUCCUCAGGUUACCAAUAACUCGAGAGUUUCGCUUCAAGUUUAUUUAUCAACACAUAGAAGAAAUGUUCGUCAGCUCACAUGGACUGUCUAUUAAUGUUCGUUAACUCACAUGGACUAUCUGCUGAUGUACGUCAACUCACAUGGACUUUACUAAUGUUCGUUAACUCACGUGGACUGUCUACUAAUGUGCGUUAACUAACAUGGACUAUCUACUGUUUUUCGUUAACUCACAUGAACUGUCCACAAAUGUUCGUAAACUGGCAUGGACUGUAUACUAAUGUUCGUUCACUCACAUGGACUGUCUUCUAAUGUUUGUUAACUUCAUACAUUGUUUUGUGUCGUCGAAUGAUUGUCACUUAAGACUCGCAUCGCAAUUUCUGAGACUUGAAGAAUGUGUGCAAAUAUUUAAACCAAUUUGGACUAUUUUUACCAUUUUCGCAUUCAGUUUUCACCAAUCAUUCGUCUUAAACUCGCAUCAGAUUUUUUUGUAUUCACAUUUUAAUAUUUCUAGAACCGUUCAGAUUUAUUUACAAAAUGCUUUAAAAAGUUUUUUAUUUGUUUUAAAAUGUUCUUUAAUUACAAUCCAAACCAAAUAUUCUGUCAAGCAUUGAAAAAGAUUGGAACAUGUUUAAUAUUGAAACUAACUAUCUUUGUAAUAUUUGUUACCCAACUGCAUUUUUGUUUUCAGAA
Messenger RNA from Eurytemora carolleeae, 1868 nucleotides. RefSeq names its product protein AMN1 homolog. The record is from RefSeq and is a predicted model, not a curated record. Gene Ontology annotation, cellular component: SCF ubiquitin ligase complex. Gene Ontology annotation, biological process: SCF-dependent proteasomal ubiquitin-dependent protein catabolic process. The transcript is spliced from 11 exons. Lineage: Eukaryota; Metazoa; Arthropoda; Copepoda; Calanoida; Temoridae. Bases 454 to 1272 code for a protein of 272 amino acids.